Messenger RNA from Caenorhabditis briggsae, 513 nucleotides. The record is from RefSeq and is a predicted model, not a curated record. Lineage: Eukaryota; Metazoa; Nematoda; Chromadorea; Rhabditida; Rhabditidae. The coding region runs from base 1 to 513 and encodes 170 amino acids. The transcript is spliced from 3 exons.
AUGAGAUAUAGGGGCUCAAAGUUGACGGCGUGGGGACGUUCCAUCAAAGCGCGGCUCUAUCUUCUUCCAACGCACGCAAUCGUUAAGAGAAUGGCGGAUGAGACAGUUGAGAUUCAAACUGCAACUAGCCAGCACGUGGCUCGCCGCUCAAAACUCGACGAGCUUCUACAGUCGGUGGCAAACGGUGGUGCGACACCUCGGAGCAACUCGUGGAGCCGGGAACAGCAGGCGGAUAUGGAGGUCCACCAUCUCACACAAUCUGCUCGCUCGCCAAGAAGCAAGGCAAGUCAGGGCUAUCUGUCUUAUUCCGGGAGGCCCCUCUUUCCUUUUUUUUUCGUUGCGCGACUUCCGAUUCACGCGGUUUUUUUCUUGAGUUACUCUUACUUCUUACAAACCACACAAAACAAUUGCAUACAUAUUUCGUCCUUUUUUCGAUCCGACCUCCAGUCACCUGAAAAUGAUCAAAAUGAACUGAAAAACGCGUUUUUCAUAUAUUUAUGGCAAGUACUGUAA